AUGGAUCAAGACCUGAAGUCCUCCAAGUACAAGGCCUACAACCUGGAGGUGUUGCCCGAGGCAGAGCUUUACAGUCAGCAUACAGAGAACUUACAUGGAGUUGCAGUGAACGGAAUUCCACUUUAUCCCAAUGAAACGCCUGGGAAUCCACGACUGAGCCGGUUUGUGGUGCAGGGAUGUCAAGAUGUUUGGGCUGCAGUAAUCUUUGUUGCUAUGCUUAUUAUGUCUGUGGCAUGGGGUUCCGCAAAUCUGGCGACGUAUGAGCCUAUUCCUUUAAAUUCAACCGGGCACAGAACAAUCGCCAUAGAUGCCAGCAAUGUGAAGGUUUCCACAUUUGUACUCUUGUUUGUUAUCUUUGCCGUUUCUAUCCUUGGAGCCUGCGGUUCACUGAUGCUAAUAGGUACGUUUCCGAGGCAGAUUAUCUUCAUUGCGAACGUUAUGACAGCCGUGUUAACUUUGGUUGGUGCAGUCGUGGCAUUUAUCUCCGGUGUCAUUUUUGCCGGUUUCCUGCUCGUUAUUGUAUGUUUUUUUCAAGUUAUUUGGCUGUACUUAGUGCGAGACCGUAUUAUGUUCUCUGCGGAGCUUCUCAAAGCCUCAUCAGAAGUUCUUUCAAAAUACAAAGCUGUGUUUUUAUGUACGUUUUUCAUGACUGCCACUUCUUUUGUUUACAUGAUAUUUUGGAGUGCGAUGUGUUUUCCCGCUGCUGACCGAACAAAUGCCGGGUAUGAUAACGCGGGGGACGGAUUUUUACUUACAUUCUUCAUGCUGCUUCUUUUUUGGGUUUCAGAGGUGGUGGCCAAUGUCAUUCAUGUGACAACAGCCGGUGUAACAGCUACCUGGUACUUCGCGGGGGAAGGACGUAUGCCAAAGAACCCGACAAUUGCCUCUUUUAAGCGUGCCGUGACAACCAGUUUUGGAUCUAUUUGUUUUGGUUCUCUCAUUGUCGCCGUCAUACGCCUCUUACGAUGGAUUGUGGAAAGUACACGUGACAACCAGAACGAGUUUAUUCACUGCGUCACAAGUUGCCUCUUGUCCUGCCUGGAAUCGAUAUUGGAGUACUUUAAUACGUACGCCUUUGUUCAUGUUGCAGUGUAUGGGUGUGGUUAUAUUGAGGCCGCCAAGCGAACCUGGCAGCUAUGCAAACAGUGCUUUUUUGCCGCCUAUUUUAAUGAUGCGCUUAUUGGCCCCACAUUGACUAUUCUCUCCCUUGGUGUCUCGGCACUGAUUGGCAUUGUAGUGGGACUGGUAUAUACGUCCACCACUAUUGGGGCGUUUUCCUUCCUGGGCGCGCUGAUUGUGCAUAUACUCUUCUUUUCUGUGGUGGAAAGUGCAGUGACAACGCUCUUUGUCUGCUUUGCGGAGGUUCCGGAGGGACUGCAGUACUCCUCGCCAGAGCUAUACGCCGCACUGCACCACGCAGACCAGAAUGGCACGAACAACAACGCCGCCUCCCCAUAG
This is a messenger RNA of Trypanosoma cruzi, 1458 nucleotides long. RefSeq lists its product as uncharacterized. The record is from RefSeq and is a predicted model, not a curated record. Gene Ontology annotation, biological process: transmembrane transport. NCBI's taxonomy places the organism in Eukaryota, Euglenozoa, Kinetoplastea, Trypanosomatida, Trypanosomatidae. Bases 1 to 1458 code for a protein of 485 amino acids. Gene Ontology annotation, molecular function: transmembrane transporter activity. Gene Ontology annotation, cellular component: membrane. The transcript has a single exon.